AUGACAAAUAAACAGAAAGUGUUGUCAGAUGACUCAUCAUCCACAACAUUCACACCACCAAUUGACUGCAAAGGAGGGAUUAGAAAAUUGAAGAAGGAAAUCAAUAACACAAACUUUAGACAAAAUUACUUUGAAUUACGAGUAGGAGAACAGAAAAUCAGACACGAAACUAAACUAAAAGAUCUGGACGAAACGACAAAAGAUCGAUUAAAAUUCAUGAGCAUCAUCAAGAUAUCAUCAAAAGAAGACGAAGAAACAAUCAACCACACCUCCACAACACCCAACCUUUCCAAGUGGAAUAAGUUCCACAACCACCAUUUCUCCAAAUCACCAUCACCAACACUACUUUAA
Messenger RNA from Naegleria gruberi, 351 nucleotides. RefSeq lists its product as uncharacterized. Lineage: Eukaryota; Heterolobosea; Eutetramitea; Acrasida; Naegleriidae. The record is from RefSeq and is a predicted model, not a curated record. Bases 1 to 351 code for a protein of 116 amino acids. The transcript has a single exon.